Trypanosoma grayi is the source of this 318-nucleotide messenger RNA. Its product is annotated as putative cyclin 1, putative,serine peptidase family S51, peptidase E. The coding region runs from base 1 to 318 and encodes 105 amino acids. The transcript has a single exon. The record is from RefSeq and is a predicted model, not a curated record. NCBI's taxonomy places the organism in Eukaryota, Euglenozoa, Kinetoplastea, Trypanosomatida, Trypanosomatidae.
AUGCUGAAACGUCACCCAACAGAACGGGGAAUCGGCAUCGAUCACUGGGCAGCGCUCGUGCUGCCGGGCAACGGCACGUAUGAGGUGUUCGCGGUGCCUGGUAAGACGUGUGGGUCGAGCACGAGUGCAGCGCCGGCGGUGUACGUGAAGGAUGUCGUUGGCGGCCAAGUGUGUGCGACGGUGCUGCAACAGAGCGGCGAAAUAGGCGAGCUGCUUCGGCCGCCAAACGGUCCCGUCGUGCGGGAUCCUUUCGAGGGGUACUUCGCCAUGCUGAACCCAACAGCGAAGACAGAGAAGCUGCUCUGUCGUUCCAAGUAA